Molecule: messenger RNA, 1967 nt
Organism: Helicoverpa armigera (cotton bollworm)
Lineage: Eukaryota; Metazoa; Arthropoda; Insecta; Lepidoptera; Noctuidae
Gene: Aldh7A1
Product: putative aldehyde dehydrogenase family 7 member A1 homolog
Exons: 8
Coding region: 71-1684 (537 amino acids)
Molecular function (GO): aldehyde dehydrogenase (NAD+) activity
Source: RefSeq, a predicted model, not a curated record
UUUACUGCAUAUCUCGCUAUUUUAAUGUAAUAUACGUAUUGUAAGAUAGACUGUAGUGAGAGCCGCACAAAUGAGCCGUGUAUUGUGUCGGAGAGUGUUGUCCCUGCGGUUGAUAAGAGUGCCAAUGGCUCGUAACGCGUCCUCCUAUCUCAUCGACGACCCCAAAUACUCCUUCCUAAAGGAGCUGGGACUGCAAGAGAAGAAUGUAGGAGUGUUCAAUGGAAAAUGGCAGGCCAAUGGCCAGAUCAUCAAGUCAUUCAGCCCGGCUAACGGUAAGAUCAUAGCCGAGGUGCAGGCCGCCAGCGCCUCUGAUUACGAGGCCUGUGCUGCAGCAGCUCAGGACGCAUGGCACACGUGGGCGGAGCUCCCCGCACCGGCCAGGGGCGAAGUCGUCAGACAGAUUGGAGACGCCCUCAGGGAGAAACUGCAGCCUCUUGGACAACUCGUGUCUUUGGAAAUGGGAAAAAUCCUCCCCGAGGCUAUUGGUGAAGUCGUAGAAUACAUUCACGUUUGCGACUUGGCAUUAGGCCUGUCUCGUACUCUGCCCGGCACCAUCUUCCCCUCGGAGCGACCUGGACAUGUGCUCAUUGAGAAGUGGAACCCUCUCGGAGCUGUGGGAAUCAUCACUGCCUUUAACUUCCCUGUAGCUGUGUUUGGAUGGAACAGCGCUAUUGCUAUGGUAUGCGGAGACGUCAGCGUAUGGAAGCCAUCGGAAACCACCCCCCUGAUCGCUGUAGCGGUCACGAAGAUCGUAGAAGGCGUACUGGAGAAGAACAACAUUCCCGGCGCUGUUGCCGCUCUGUGCGUCGGCGGGAAAGACAUCGGAGAGAAGAUUGUUAAAGAUGACAGGAUGAAGCUCGUCUCCUUUACUGGUAGCACAGCUGUUGGACAACAGGUGGGAGUAGAAGUACAAAGACGUUUCGGGCGCCACCUGCUGGAGCUGGGCGGCAACAACGCCAUCAUAGUGAACGAAGACGCUAACCUGGACCUUCUGCUCAACGCGGCCCUAUUCGCGUGCGCAGGUACCGCGGGACAGAGGUGCACUACUACCAGGAGACUGCUUAUUCACAAAAAGGUCUACAGCCAAGUCGUAGCUCGCUUAACUAAAGCCUUCGCUGGAGUGGUCAGCAAGAUCGGAGACCCGCUCCUGUCCGAGACCCUUAUUGGACCUCUGCAUACGCCCGCCGCCGUUGAAGCUUACAAGAAGACUGUUGCUGAAGUCGUUAAACAAGGAGGCAAGAUCGAAUUUGGAGGAAAGGUAAUGGAACGCGAAGGAUUCUUCGUGGAGCCCACGAUCGUCACAGGACUUCCCCACGACUCCCCAUUGGUGAAGACCGAGUGUUUCGCCCCUAUCGUCUACUGCAUUGAAAUCCCGGACCUCGAGACCGGCAUCAAGUACAACAACGAAGUAGAACAGGGCUUGUCUUCCAGUCUCUUCACUGAAAACCUUGGAAAUGUCUUCAAGUGGAUCGGCCCCCACGGUUCAGACUGCGGUAUCGUAAACGUGAACAUCCCCACCAACGGCGCAGAGGUAGGCGGCGCCUUCGGAGGCGAGAAGGCGACGGGAGGCGGUCGCGAGUGUGGCUCCGACUCCUGGAAGAACUACAUGCGCCGCUCAACCGUCACCAUCAACUACUCCGGAACCAUUAAACUGGCACAAAACAUCAAGUUUGGAGACGAAUAAACGUCAAAACUUUGGCGUAUGGCAACACCAGCCACCACAGAUAAAAAAACAAAUAUGGCGGUUGUCAACUGUAGCUGUCACAUAAUAAAAACUAUUUUCUUUAUGGAGUCAUAAUAUCAAAGUAUGUUUUUAAGUUCUUUUUACACAGUAUUUUUAAUAUUUUUUGAAGUGUUUUGAUGUAUUCCACUAAUGUUAUGUAACAGCUUUGUAUAAUAUGAUAAGUCUUUCUAUAAUAGUGUAUAAGACUGAGGAGUUUAUAAAUAAAAUAAAUAUUUAAAAAUCA